This is a messenger RNA of Didymodactylos carnosus, 342 nucleotides long. The record is from the annotation of a GenBank genome assembly. Lineage: Eukaryota; Metazoa; Rotifera; Eurotatoria; Philodinida; Philodinidae.
AUGCGCACGAUCCUAUCCGAUCGAUUAAAAUGUUAUAGCUCUGCUAACCAAACAAGACUUUGUGUUACUUUGGUUCAACAACCAAAUAUUAUUAAAACGAGUAUUGUCUUAACGAUAAUUCAUGAUGAAUUAACAUUUAGAAGUGGUGAAGUUAGCUCAAAAUGGUGGUUUUUCAAAGAGAAUACACCGUUUUUUUCAAAAGGACGUGGUCGAAGUCAUAUGGUAUCUGAUUUUCUUGUUCAGCAUCCAAGUGGACCCUUUUUUCAACUUAGCGAAGAUGAAUGGAAACAAGCGCUUGGAAAAUAUAAAUCAUUAAAUGCGGAUAGUGAUGUUCUUGAGUAA